UGGUCAAUGCUGUGGAGAAAACAACGGUAGCCGCUAGUAGCUAAAGCAGAGAGGAGCGGAGAGGUGAGGAGAGGCGCGGAGCGGGAGCUACUGUUACUUCCACGCACACUGUUUAUCGGCUCUCCAUUCCAGCCUGCCCUGUGGAUACCUAUUCAGCGGUGGCACUGUAGGAUACAGUGACAGUCAUUCAGGCAGGUGAAUGUCUGCAGGCUGUCCGUUCGUGGUGUUCCUGCGUCCAGUCUAUAAGAGGAAGAGUACGUUAUAAGUGGCAGACCUCCCUGUGAGCCGGAGUCUGCGUCCGAUCAGUCAACUCCUGCUAGGGAGACAGCAGCUGCUGCACGCCCUUCACCUGACCCCCCCCUCCCUCCCCUCUGCCACCAUGGUGCUGUCACAGAGGCAACGAGAUGAACUAAAUCGAGCGAUAGCUGAUUACCUUCGUUCCAAUGGAUAUGAAGAGGCAUAUUCAGUUUUCAAGAAGGAGGCAGAAUUAGAUAUGAAUGAGGAAUUGGAUAAGAAGUAUGCUGGCCUUUUGGAAAAGAAAUGGACUUCAGUCAUCAGAUUACAGAAGAAGGUGAUGGAGUUAGAAUCAAAGCUGAAUGAAGCAAAAGAGGAGAUCACUUUAGGGGGACCUAUAGGACAGAAACGAGACCCCAAAGAAUGGAUUCCCCGUCCCCCAGAGAGAUAUUCUCUGAGUGGCCACAGGAGUCCUGUCACCAAGGUCAUCUUCCAUCCUGUCUUCAGUGUCAUGGUGUCUGCCUCAGAGGAUGCCACAAUAAAGGUGUGGGAUUAUGAGACUGGAGACUUUGAGCGUACCUUGAAGGGUCACACAGAUUCUGUGCAGGACAUCUCCUUUGACCAGACUGGAAAGCUGCUGGCCUCCUGCUCGGCAGACAUGACCAUUAAACUCUGGGACUUCCAGGGCUUUGAGUGCAUCAGAACCAUGCAUGGCCAUGACCAUAAUGUUUCGUCUGUAGCUAUAAUGCCCAAUGGAGAUCAUAUAGUAUCUGCCUCUAGGGACAAAACCAUUAAAAUGUGGGAAGUGGCAACCGGGUACUGUGUGAAGACGUUCACUGGCCACAGAGAGUGGGUACGCAUGGUACGGCCCAACCAGGAUGGCUCCCUGAUUGCCAGUAGCUCUAAUGACCAGACGGUGCGCGUGUGGGUGGUGGCCACAAAAGAGUGCAAGGCUGAAUUGAGAGAGCACGAACACGUAGUGGAGUGUAUCUCAUGGGCUCCUGAGAGCGCGCAUCCUACUAUACUGGAGGCCACUGGCUCUGAGACUAAGAAGAGUGGGAAACCUGGACCGUUCCUGCUGUCUGGCUCCAGAGACAAGACUAUCAAAAUGUGGGAUGUCAGCAUUGGCAUGUGCCUUAUGACACUGGUUGGCCAUGAUAACUGGGUGCGUGGUGUGCAGUUUCACCCUGGUGGAAAGUUUAUUGUGAGCUGUGCUGAUGACAAGACUUUGAGGAUCUGGGACUACAAAAACAAGCGCUGCAUGAAGACCUUGAGUGCCCAUGAACAUUUUGUUACCUCUCUGGAUUUUCACAAGGUUGCUCCAUAUGUGGUCACCGGCAGUGUAGAUCAGACAGUAAAAGUCUGGGAGUGUCGCUGAUUUUGCCUGCAGGACCCCACUACCACGGCCCUUCACCCCUGACCCAUUUUUCCCCAUUCUCCAUCCGGAUGCACUUGACCACCAUGGUUUUGACCCACCUAGCUCUGGUUCAAUAACUAUUGUCCUUUUAUGUAAAUUAUUCUGGAUGUAGAUCGAGCUAUUAAAUGUUACACACACAAAAAAGUAUUCUUGCAUGGUGAAUCCAAAAUUGUAUACUGUAAAUUUACAUAACGUUGUCUAGAAGUACCAUAGGUUUAACACAGGCUGAUUUUUCACUCAGCCAUACCUACCGAAGGCGUAAACUGACUGGGUAAAUGUAGGUCACUAUACUGAUAAUUUAAUGACAGUGUUGUCCUUGUUUGUCCCCGUGCCCUGCCCUUUUCUUUGUCUUUUUUUUCUGUCAUUGUCAGUUUAUUGGUGCCUAGGUUGGUGACCUUUUGAGGGGAGAAAGACAACAAAAAUGGAAUACCAUAAUACCUAUAAUCCCUAGAGGAACAAUUGAUUGCCUAUGGGGCCUGUUAUCAGAAUGAUCUGUAGCUUUGUAACAUCAGUGUGCUUACCAUUCUCUUAUUGUGGAACUAUAAGAUAUUUCAAUGGCUGCAUCUAAGAAUGAUAAAACAGUUGUCUUGAAAUGUUAGGGGGAAAAAAAAUUCUUUGUACACUUGUCAUGAAAUGUCCUACUGAGAGAGUCCCUAGACAUGGGAGAGCUGAGAGAAGAAUCUCACUUCAGUCUAAAUUGAAAUUUUUGCCUAAUUUCUACAUAUAGAGGGCAUAUCUUAAGAUGGAGAUCGUCCCCAGAAGCACUUCAAACUUUAUGAGCACCAAAAAUGUUGCCUCUGUGAAGCACUUGAAUUGGCCAUUAGUGCUCAGACAAUGUAGUGCUAGUUUAAAGAGAUUUCUGUACUGCUAAAAUGAAUUCAAAGCUACUCUUGCCCUCACUGAGCUGAUGUUCUUGGCUUGUUUCCUUUCUGCAAAAAUCAUGUAAACUUAACAUUAAAUUGUCUUGUUGAACCAUUUGUGCAAAGCAGGUGUUCUUCUACAAUGCAAAGAAAACCCUCAGUUUGGACCUUUUAGAUAUGAAACAUGACAAGGGCUCAAAGUGUUUCCUAGUGUUCAGCUGGGAAUGUGCAAAGAUCGUUCUUGCAAAUGAAAGGUGGUUCUGUAUAGAAGAAAAAAAUGGGAUAGUGGUGACAUUGCAAUGAAUUGAUAGCUGGGUUUGCCACUGUAUGCAGCCCCAUUCUAUAAUGACUGAUGGGUUAGUGGGGGAUUUUAUUUAAAGGAAUCUAAUGAAAUGCUAGCAGCGGUUAUACUAAUGUCUGCCUGAGCUCUUUGUGGAAAAGCUUGAUGGUCACACCCUAAUUGUAAGAGGGUUUUCACAUAGUAGACCACAGCGGCUCUCCCUCGACCCAGAGAGGAGGAGAGCGCUCAUGGCUCUGUGAACAUCCCAAACAGGAAAGCGCCACAAGCUCUGGAGCCAUUACUGAUGUCUUACGAGUAGUACAUUUUCUCCUGUUCAUCUUGCAAUCUGUGUGGGUAAAUGUAAAACAUAGACACUAUGCUAUGGGAAUUGAUUUAGUGGAUCCCAGAAAUGGAGGUUGACCAUUCCAUAUCUUAAAAAUAAACAACUGCCUUUGUCUUUGGCAGCAAAGUUGAAAGAGUUGAAAAAAAGAAAAGGAAAAAAAAAAAACUAACUUGCACAUCCCUCUCGCAUUGGGUCUUCUGUCCCUUCUGACUGAAGGUCUAAGCAGUUCAAGACUUAUUACUAAAUGCAUAAACAGAUCAUUUUGAUUAGCCUUUUCAUUACGAUGCAAUUCUAUAAUAAAGAAUUCCACUGCUUAACCAGUCUAUUAUCUAGCGAUUUCCUGUUAUGUGUACUGGAUGUACCUGCUGCUGCUGAAAAAUGAUUAGUAGUCUGAGAUCUGUACCUGUCGACAUAGCACUGCUGCAUGUAACAGUACUGAUGGUUGAGCUGUCUGGUGGGGGUCUGUGGUGGUCCAGGUAGUACUGAAUUUGGUGACUAAUCUCAGGCCGUCCUGCGGUGUCUUAAACAGCGACAACUUCCGCUGCAAAACACAAUGGAAGAAAACCUUUAUUUUGUCGCUCGUGACUAGUAAAGGGAGAUGUCCAUGUAUAGUAUGUAGUGCUGUUAACUAUUUAAUGACUCCAAACACAGACACCUUACCAGAUGGGUCAGCUGGCAUGAUAACUGUUAAAAGCUCAGUGUGUGGUUGUAGGCAGACUGGUCUGUGCGUGUGCUCUGUGAAGGAGGUUGACUCCUGACUCUGUUCUUUUUGUGAUGGGAUUGCGGCAGACUGAGGGAGAAGUGCCCAACCAAAACCAACAAACACCGUUGAUGCCUCCUAUAAACGUGGUACAGAUUGCGAUAGUCGCAUCUACUUGUUUAGUUUCUUGCACCUCUUUGUGCUGUAGAGGAGUGUUGGACAGAAAGUUGCCCAUGAUUAUGAUGGGGCUUUUUUGUGCUCAGGCUGAAACUACACUAAAGGGUGUACUCCAUCACAAAAAGUGGUGUGUAAAACAGGUGGAAAUCCUAAACCAAAAAAAAGACAGGGAUUUUGGGGGGGAUUUUUGACUUCUGGCUUAUCAUGUCCAUUUAAGAUGUCUCAGAAAUCCUGCAUUGUUAAAUACCCCCAGGUCCCACUGGAAAUGAUCUAACCAGAUCUUUCAGAACGUCGUAUUGCUCUUAUUCGCGGUGUCCGCAGUUGAUGCUCAAAGCAAGCCAUCCUUUACAGGCGCUACUCCCUCCUGAUUGGCAGAUUUUAGGAUUCCUUAUGCCCAUAAGUCUAAUACAGAAUCAGGACCUGCUUGUCUCUUAGACCUUUCUCGUUUUGACAAGGAAAGGUAAAGAAUAAGCAAUUCUUUGACACGUUCUUCAUUGCGUGAAUGCUCACUACAUGGGCACCAAGGGGUUCUACGUGCCCUGCAAAAAAAAUCACAGGUCCCAAGCAAUCCCAACGCUGCACUCAUAGGAUGGACUAAUGUACAUAAUAAUAUUUGUGGGUCCUUCCUCCAGCCACAAGUUCAUCUGUCAGCUCUACUUGCUUUGUGAAUAGAUUGGAGGCUUCAGUCUUCACAGCUCUAAUGAGACUUUUGCUUUCAUGGUUAUCACUGUUCACACAGCCAAUUGUUAACAAUAUAUCUGGAUGUCAUUAUUGUUUGCAACAUAAUUAAAGAAAAAAAUGUAAA
This is a messenger RNA of Colossoma macropomum (tambaqui), 4816 nucleotides long. It is a transcript of the gene pafah1b1a, whose product is annotated as platelet-activating factor acetylhydrolase 1b, regulatory subunit 1a. Gene Ontology annotation, molecular function: protein binding; ubiquitin-like ligase-substrate adaptor activity. Gene Ontology annotation, biological process: protein polyubiquitination. Gene Ontology annotation, cellular component: SCF ubiquitin ligase complex. NCBI's taxonomy places the organism in Eukaryota, Metazoa, Chordata, Actinopteri, Characiformes, Serrasalmidae. The coding region runs from base 380 to 1612 and encodes 410 amino acids. The transcript has 11 exons. The record is from RefSeq and is a predicted model, not a curated record.